Molecule: messenger RNA, 5225 nt
Organism: Cyprinodon variegatus (sheepshead minnow)
Lineage: Eukaryota; Metazoa; Chordata; Actinopteri; Cyprinodontiformes; Cyprinodontidae
Gene: thbs2a
Product: thrombospondin 2
Exons: 23
Coding region: 389-3946 (1185 amino acids)
Biological process (GO): negative regulation of angiogenesis; cell adhesion
Cellular component (GO): extracellular region
Molecular function (GO): calcium ion binding; protein binding
Source: RefSeq, a predicted model, not a curated record
GAGGGAUAAGCAUAUUACACAAUUGCUAUCGGAAGAUUUCCUUUAUGUAACUGUCUCAUGACACCCCACCGCAGACCGUUCAUCCAGGAGAGACGGUGACAGACGGGCUCUUCUGCAAGUCUCUAAAUAAAAGAGGAGAGAGAGAGAGAGGUGGAGACCCCAGUCACUGCUGCGCCUCGGCUCCUCCAGACUGUGGAUGUAGCGGAGCAAGGUGGACUUGGAGCGUUUUUUACGCACGGACUUUGCAGGAAAUACCGCUUCCCAUUCAUUUCAGUCUGGGUUCAUCCUAUAAAAUAAGCCGUCUUACUUUAAGUUUAACUUGACGGCUUUUGUGCAGCUGGUGGAUAUUAUUCAGAGUUUAAAAAAAUAGUCAAAUUAGUGAGGAAAUAUGUUACUCAAGAGGAGUUUUCUGUUCUUGUUGCUCUCAUUCACAUUCCAUCAGGUAACACCCCAAGAUGGCGAGCAGGAAGAUGAAACAUCAUUUGAUAUGUUCGAAAUCAGCCACAUCACCCGCAAGACUCUGGGGGCCAAACAGUUCCGGGGCCAAUACUCCGAUCUCCCUGCCUACCGUUUCAUCCGCUUCGACCACCUGCCCCCAGUCAGUCCUCCGAUAUUAAAACAAAUACUACAACAGAUCCAAAACAACGAGGGCUUUGUGUUCAUCGCCAGCAUCCGCCAGGAUCGCGCCUCAAGGGGCACCUUGAUUGGCCUGGAGGGCCCUGACGGCAGGCGUCAGUUUGAGAUUGUCUCCAAUGGACGUGCCAACACCCUGGACCUGGUGUACUGGGUGGAUCGCUCGCAGAAUGUGGUCUCAUUUGAGGAUGUGGACCUGGCUGACUCGCAGUGGAAGAACAUCACACUUCACAUUCAUGGGGAGAAUGCAAACCUGUUUGUGGGUUGCAGCCUGAUUGACAGCUUUAUCCUGGAUGAGCCAUUCUAUGAACGUCUGCAGGCAGAGGGGAGUCGAAUGUAUGUGGCAAAGGGAUCAAUUCGGGAGAACCACUUUAGGGGUCUCCUUCAGAACGUGCGCUUCAUCUUUGAUACAUCAGUGGAAGACAUCCUGCUGAGCAGAGACUGUGAAGUCACAAGACUAGAUGAUGACAACGGUUUGGGAGAGGGUGCAGAAAUUGUGGAUGUUAGCCCCUCCAUCACCACAAACAUCAUAGGUCAGAAGACAGAUGACCUGGGUGCGGAUAUGUGCGAACGCUCGUGUGAAGAACUUAGCAUCAUGUUCCAAGAGCUGAAAGGCCUGCGUGUUGUUGUCAGUAACCUUAUUGACGGUUUGCAAAAAGUGACAGAGGAGAACACUGUCAUGAAGGAGGCUCUUGGGAGAAUGAAGGACACUAAAGAGAAAAACAUGUGCUGGCAAGACGGCCGUCUGUUUGAGGACAAGGAAGAUUGGGUGGUGGACAGCUGCACUAAAUGUACCUGCCAGGAGUCCAAGAUUGUCUGCCACCAGAUAACAUGCCCACCAGUGGCCUGUGCCAGCCCCUCUUUAAUAGAUGGGGAAUGCUGCCCUGUGUGCAUGCCUAAAGACAGCGAGGACGGCUGGUCCCCCUGGUCAGAAUGGACACAGUGCACAGUCACCUGUGGCACAGGAACUCAACAGAGAGGUCGGUCAUGUGAUGCAACCAGCAACCCCUGUACUGGACCAUCUAUCCAGACUCGAAAGUGUAGCUUGGGAAAAUGUGACAGUCGUGUUCGCCAGGACGGAGGAUGGAGUUUGUGGUCGCCAUGGUCUGCUUGCUCAGUGACCUGCGGAGAAGGACAGAUCACCAGAAUACGGCACUGCAAUUCUCCUGUGCCACAGCUGGGGGGGAAAGACUGUGAAGGAAGCGGGAGAGAGACUCAGAGCUGCACUGCCCAACCCUGUCCGAUUGAUGGGGGUUGGGGGCCAUGGUCUCCAUGGGCAACUUGUUCUGCAACAUGUGGAGGAGGAAUCAAAAGUCGUUCACGCGAGUGCAACAGUCCUCAUCCUCAGUAUGGCGGCAAGAAGUGCAUUGGAGAGGCCACUGACAGUGACAUCUGCAACAAGGAUGACUGCCCCAUUGAUGGAUGCCUGUCUAAUCCUUGUUUUGGCGGGGUGGACUGUAACAGCUCUCCAGACGGCUCCUGGGAGUGUGGCCCCUGUCCCGUUGGUUUUCGGGGAAAUGGCACCCAUUGUGAUGACAUCAAUGAGUGUGACAUGGUGUCUGAUGUUUGUUACAAAGUGGGUGGAACGCAGCGCUGUGUCAAUACAGACCCGGGCUUCCACUGUCUGCCCUGUCCAAAGCGCUACAAAGGAACGCAGCCUUUUGGCAUGGGUGUUGAUGCAGCCAGAACAAACAAACAAAUAUGUGAGCCAGAGAACCCUUGUAAAGACAAGACCCACAGCUGUCACAAAUAUGCUGAAUGUAUAUACAUCAGCCAUUUCAGUGACCCAAUGUACAAAUGUGAGUGUCGCACUGGCUACGCUGGGGACGGAUUUAUUUGUGGAGAGGACUCAGACUUAGAUGGAUGGCCCAAUCAGAAUCUGGUCUGCAGUGCCAACAACACAUAUCACUGCAAGAAGGAUAACUGCCCUAACUUACCAAACUCUGGUCAAGAGGACUUUGACAGAGAUGGCCAAGGAGAUGCUUGUGACAAGGACGAUGACAAUGAUGGAAUUAUGGAUGAGCGAGACAAUUGCCCCCUCCUUUACAAUCCCCGCCAGUUUGACUUUGACAAGGAUGAAGUAGGUGACCGCUGUGACAACUGUCCCUAUGAACACAACCCUGCCCAAAUAGACACCGACCAUAAUGGUGAAGGGGAUGCCUGUGCUGUGGACAUCGAUGGAGAUGAAAUUCCAAAUGAGAGUGAUAACUGCCCCUAUGUAUACAACACUGACCAGAAGGAUACAGACAUGGAUGGCGUUGGUGACCAAUGUGACAACUGCCCAUUGCUUCAUAAUCCCGACCAGACUGAUGGGGAUAAUGACCUGGUUGGAGACCAGUGUGAUAAUAAUCAGGACAUUGAUGAAGAUGGUCAUCAGAACAAUUUAGACAACUGUCCCUAUGUGGCCAAUGCAAACCAAGCAGACCAUGACAAGGACGGGAAAGGAGAUGCAUGUGAUUAUGAUGAUGAUAAUGAUGGUAUACCUGAUGACAAGGACAACUGUAGACUAACACCUAAUGAAGACCAAGAGGAUGCUGAUGGUGAUGGAAGAGGGGAUGCGUGCAAAGACGACUUUGACAAUGACAGCAUUCCAGAUAUCCUCGAUGUGUGUCCAGAGAACAAUGCUAUUAGUAUUACAGACUUCAGAAAGUUCCAGAUGGUCCACUUGGAUCCAAAGGGAACAACUCAGAUUGAUCCCAACUGGAUGGUCAGACAUCAGGGCAAAGAGCUAGUUCAGACUGCAAACUCAGAUCCAGGAAUUGCAGUUGGUUUUGAUGAGUUCAGUGCCGUAGACUUCAGUGGAACCAUGUAUGUGAACACAGACAGAGACGAUGACUAUGCUGGCUUUGUGUUUGGCUAUCAAUCGAGCGGGCGCUUCUACGUUGUGAUGUGGAAGCAGAUCACACAGACUUACUGGGAGGACAAACCCUCCAAAGCCUUUGGCAUCUCAGGCGUGUCACUCAAAGUUGUCAACUCAACCACAGGAACUGGAGAAAACCUCAGGAAUGCAUUGUGGCACACAGGAAACACCCCCGGACAGGUACGCACUCUGUGGCAUGACCCCAAAAACAUUGGUUGGAAAGAUUACACAGCUUACAGAUGGCAUCUUAUUCAUAGACCCAAGACUGGUUUUAUAAGGGUUGUGGUAUAUGAAGGGAAACAGAUCAUGGCUGACUCAGGACCAGUUUAUGACAAGACAUUUGCCGGAGGAAGGUUAGGCCUGUUUGUCUUCUCACAAGAGUUGGUAUUCUUCUCCGACCUCAAGUAUGAGUGCCGAGAUAAACCGGACUUCCCAGCAGUGUUCACCAGAUAACUGAGUUUGAUGUCAUUCAGAAGAAGGACAAAAACAAGAAUCUUUCCAAGUAAAUCCCGUCAUCAAUGAAGCAGCUGGACAUGAAUGAGACUUUGCAUAAAGGCAUCUUUUGCCUUCAUCCACUGACAGGAAACAAAGUCAUUGCAGUUUCAGUUUUCCUUAAAGCUCCAGUACAAUAUUUCCAUUCGUGGAAAGAAACUGAACACAGUAAACAAGCUUAAAAAGCAUCAUAUCAAAAAAUAAACCAUAUACUUAUUCUACAUCUUUCUCUUUAUUGUGUGACCACUCGCUGGACAAUCACUUACAAGGGAAUCAAUUAUUUGUGAUUCCCUGCAUUUGCUUGCUCCCUUUGACCUGUAAGUGAGCACUGUCUGACUAAAUGUAAACAACCAACUAACUGAAACUAUAACCAUCACUGUUUCUCUUCAUUUCUCUUGAGCUGAAUGUGCUCUUUAACCGGAAACUAAGAGUGAUUGAUUUCAACCAUGCAGAGAUGUUUAUACUAAGUCUGUACUAUAUUUUCUUUUGUAAAUUAUUUAGGCUCAGCCUGUUUUGUUUGUUUGCAUUUGUGCUAGAUUGUAAAUAGAUUAUUUAUUUGUUUACACUGAUAUAUAGUUCAAUAUUACACCCAAGAUAGCAUUAUACAUUAUCUCAAGACUUUUCUUUGUGAGUUUCAGAGACUGUGUUUUAAAGUUGCUUAAAAAAGAUCACUUUUAUAACAUGGUGACAGAUUGUUAUCAUUCUGACUGUUGAGUUUUAAACAGGGCAUCUUUGCCACGAGAGUGUUUAUCUAUUUAUGUGAGUUCACUCAUCAAAAAGUUUUCUGCAGUGCCUCUUCCUCAGUGAAUCCAGUGUAGCCUAACACAUCACUUGUCUGCAUCUGAGAGUCUGAAGGUCAUUUAAGUUUUUGUCUUAAAGUCUUAGAAAAGUAGAAAUAUUGUAAAAACAUUUUAUCCAAAUAGUUUUCAGCUCAUAUGAUUUUUUUUUUUAGCAUGACUAAUGGAUAUUGUGAAACCUUGCAGUGUUGGCUGAAAUGAUAACAGAUAACGGUGUGACUGUACAGUGUUCUUUGGAACAUGAUAGUUUCUCGGUCUAUUGACAUCAGUCUGUGUAUUCUCAUUGUUCUGUUCUGCUUCCUUUCCAUCAUCAUUUACUUGAGAUUUGCAUUGCACAAAGUGUAAAUGUUUUCCAUUUUUAUGUUGUUAGAAAGGCAUUUUCUAUAGAAUUGGGUUGCUCUGUUUACAAAUAAACCAUUUUAAACCGUUUUUGAGCAUAUGAC